AUGGAGAAAUAUACUGCAGCAACAUCCAUCUGCAAAAAGCCAAAGAAAGUGAAAGGCUUGGGUGAGGAGGCAUCCUCUAGGGGCCAGACUCCCCACCCCUACCCCUACAGCUCCAGUAUUGCUGAUUCUACCUCAAUACCAGAUGAUGCCAUGGUGGAGAUGGCUGAGGAAGCCAUGGAGCCCACCGAGGUAGACAUCAUGGGGCUGUGGCAGGAUGUGUUCUCCAAAAUGACUAUGUACCUGACAGGUGAGCUGACAGCCACCAGUGAAGACUAUAAACUUCUGGAAAAUAUGAACAAAUGGACUAGCUUGAAGUAUCUAGAAAUGAAAGAUAUUGCAGUAAACAUAAGUAGAAACUCAAAGGACUUAAACCAGAAAUCUGCAGCACUUCAGCCUUAUCUGCAUCAGAUCACUUUAAUUGAGGAGCAAGUAGCAGCUCUGGAGCAGGUAGCCUACAAGUUGGAUGCACAUUCAAAGAAACUAGAAGCAAAGUACAAGAAGGUAGAGAGGAGAUGA
Molecule: messenger RNA, 516 nt
Organism: Phascolarctos cinereus (koala)
Lineage: Eukaryota; Metazoa; Chordata; Mammalia; Diprotodontia; Phascolarctidae
Source: RefSeq, a predicted model, not a curated record